Molecule: messenger RNA, 3838 nt
Organism: Corticium candelabrum
Lineage: Eukaryota; Metazoa; Porifera; Homoscleromorpha; Homosclerophorida; Plakinidae
Product: deleted in malignant brain tumors 1 protein-like
Exons: 12
Coding region: 38-3805 (1255 amino acids)
Cellular component (GO): membrane
Source: RefSeq, a predicted model, not a curated record
UUUCGCUGCCACAGCACGAUCUGUCACAGCGCAGACCAUGUCGCGUGUGGUGGCUCCGCUUCUUCAACUUUCGCUCUUGUUCCAAUGUAUGUCGUCAAUCAAUGGAGCUCGCUUGCGUUUGUCGCACGGUACCUACGGUCGAGUGGAGCUUCAGUAUUCUGGUUCUUGGGGUACAAUUUGUGACGACAAUUGGCGCAUGAAUGAAGGCAAUGUGGUCUGUCGAGAGCUGGGCUUUGUACGCGCAGAAGCAGUCAAGACAAGAGCUGAGUAUGGACAAGGAUCUGGCUACAUGCAUUACUUUGUCUGCGCAGGAACGGAGAAUUCGCUAGACAGCUGCUCAACAAGAAGGUACCGCAUCAACUCCUGCAGCCAUAGCGAAGACGUAGGAGUUAUAUGCUUGCGAUCUGGUCUUGGAACGGCUAUACGUCUUGUUGGAGGGCAUGAACCAAACAGGGGACGAGUUGAAGUAUUUUGGCAAUCACAGUGGGGAACAGUUACAGAUGAUGGGUGGGAUAUUAAUGACGCAAAUGUAGCAUGUAAGCAGCUUGGAUAUGAACGAGCUUCCAGUGCAACACACAAUGCACACUUUGAAGAGGGUUUAGGACCGAUUACAAGGGACAACGUAGCUUGCGGUGGCAGUGAAGUGAGGCUUCAGGAUUGCAAUUUUAGAGGUUGGCGUUUACAUGAUUCAGACAGUCAUUCUGAAGAUGCUGGCGCCAUUUGUGUAGGACAAGCAACUUAUCCUGUCAGACUAGUGGGAGGGUCAUCACCUAGUCAAGGACGAGUGGAGAUUCAGUAUAGUGGCUUGUGGGGAACUGUGUGUCAAGACAAGUGGGAUAUGAAUGAUGCCAAUGUUGUCUGCCACCAAAUGGGUUACAGUAGAGCUGCAGCAAUAAGAACAAACGCUUAUUAUGGUAGAGGAGUUGGACAUACCUGGAUGACCAAUGUAGACUGCUCAGGAGAUGAACAAAGGUUGCAGGAUUGUAAAUUUGAAGGAUGGGCAAUAGAAGAAUGUAGUCACAGCUCUGACGUUGGUAUUAUUUGUAGUGGAGCAACUACUGUUCCGAUACGGCUGACAAGAGCUAGUCAUGGUUAUGGAAGAGUUGAGGUGUACAACAACAGACUGUGGGGAACAGUAUGUGAUUCCUCUUGGAACAUACAAGAUGCGCACACAGUCUGUCGGCAACUAGCCUUUUCUCCUGCUACAGCUUACUAUCACAAUGCUGCAUAUGGACAAGGUUCUGGGCAUAUCUGGAUGAACAGUGUUGCUUGCACUGGCAAUGAACUUAACAUUGGUCAGUGCAGAUUUUCAGGUUGGGAUAACAAUGUAUGCUCACAUAAACAUGAUUCUAGUGUGUGCUGCGCAAGUGCAGUUGCUCCACUGUCUCUUCGACUUGUUGGUGGGUCAUCCCACAACCAAGGAAGAUUGGAAGUUUUCUAUGGAGGAGUGUGGGGAACAGUGUGUGAUGAUCUGUUCUAUUCACAGUCAGCUAGAGUUGCAUGCAAACAACUUGGAUAUACUGGGGGAACCUACAGAAGAAAUGGUCAAACAGGUUUUGGACCAGGAACAGGACCUGUAUGGAUGGAUAAUGUACGAUGCAGAGGCACAGAGUCACAGCUGACUAGUUGUCAGUAUCCAGGAUGGGGAGUGUCCGAUUGCGGUCAUGAUGAAGAUAUAGGAGUUGUAUGCUCUGGCACAGAUCAAAUAUCAGUUCGUCUUGUUGGCAGCUCCAGCACACCACAUCAGGGCCGAGUAGAAAUAUACUAUGGAAAACAAUGGGGUUCUGUUUGUGACACUGGCUGGACAAUGAACAAUGCUCACGUUGUAUGCCACCAACUUGGUUAUGCUAGAGCAACUGCAUUCCAUUCAAAUGCUGCUCUUGGACGAGGAUCAGGUCACAUUUGGAUGAGCAAUGUUCAAUGCAGGGGCACUGAGGUUAGGCUUCAAGAUUGUCAAUUUAGUGGCUGGGGUAAUAUAGGUCAAUGCCUUCACACUGAUGAUGUUGGUAUUGUCUGUGAAGGAAAAGCUCAUACACCUGUUCGUCUUGUUGGUGGCAGUUACUAUGGGCGUGUGGAAGUCUUCUAUAGUGGGUUGUGGGGAACAGUUUGUGAUAAUUCGUGGGAUAUUGCUGAUGCUCAUGUAGUGUGUCGGCAAUUAGGAUUUACACACGCAACAACUUACAGACGUAAUGCAUAUUAUGGACAAGGUACUGGUCACAUAUGGCUGACAAAUGUUGCAUGUAAUUCACGUGAUGACCACUUGGACAAUUGUGCACAUUCUGGCUGGGAUGUUGGAUCUACUUCGUGUUCACAUCGUGAAGAUGCUGGAGUUGUUUGUUCAGGCACAGGUGCUGCAGUGACUGUAAUAAGGCUUGUUGGUGGUAGCUCUUCAAGAGAAGGAAGAGUGGAAGUGUUCUAUGCUGGAGUGUGGGGAACUGUCUGCAAUGCAGGCUGGGGUACAAGUGAUGCAAAUGUUGUGUGUAGACAGUUGGGAUUCAGCAGAGGAACUGCUAUAACAACAUCAUCACGAUUUGGGCAAGGAGUGGGACCAACGUGGAUGAACAAUGUCAACUGUGGUGGCGGAGAGACACGAUUACAUUCUUGUUCAUUCUCAGGAUGGGGAGCAUCCCAGUGUCGUGAUCACCAUUCAAGAGAUGCUGGAGUUGUAUGUAGUGGUACAGUGACUCAAACAUUUAAUGUGAGAAUUACUGGUGGAACCAGCAAUACUGGACGAGUAGAAAUUCAACAUCAGGGAGUAUGGGGAACUAUCUGCGAUGACCAUUGGAAUAUUGUUGAUGCUCGAGUUGUCUGUCGUCAGCUUGGUUUUGCUACUGCAACAGCUGCCCAUCAGGGGAGCAAUGUUGUAGAUGGCACUGGACACGUAUGGAUGGAUGACAUCAGAUGCAUAGGCACAGAGAGAAGAUUACAAGAUUGCCCAUCACAGCCAUUUGGGAAUCACAACUGUGGCCACCAUGAAGAUGCAGAAGCGACUUGUUCAAUGACUGACACAGUCAGAAUUACUGGUGGAACAACCAGCAACACUGGACGAGUAGAAAUUCGACAUCAAGGAGUGUGGGGAACUAUCUGUGAUGACUAUUGGGGUAUUAUUGAUGCUCAAGUUGUCUGUCGUCAGCUUGGUUUUGCUACUGCAACAGCUGCCCAUCAAGGGAGCAAUGGUUUAGAUGGCACUGGACAAAUAUGGAUGGAUGACAUUACAUGCACAGGCACAGAGACAAGUCUGCAAGAUUGCCCAUCACAGACAAUUGGGAAUCACAACUGUGGCCACCAUGAAGAUGCAGGAGUGACUUGUUCAAUGACUGAAACAUUCAACGUGAGAAUUACUGGUGGAACCAGCAAUACUGGGCGAGUAGAAAUUCAAUAUCAGGGAGUGUGGGGAACUAUAUGUGAUGACCAUUGGGAUAUUGUUGAUGCCCGAGUUGUCUGUCGUCAGCUUGGCUUUGUUACUGCAACAGCUGCCCUUCAAGGAGGCAAUGUUGUAGAUGGCACUGGACAAAUAUGGCUGGAUGACAUCAGAUGCACAGGCACAGAGACAAGUCUGCAAGAUUGCCCAUCACAGACAAUUGGGAAUCACAACUGUGGCCACAAUGAAGAUGCGGGAGUGACUUGUUCAAUGACUGACACAGUCAGAAUUACUGGUGGAACCAGAAAUACCGGACGAGUAGAAAUUCAACAUCAGGGAGUGUGGGGAACUAUCUGUGAUGACCAUUGGGAUAUAGUUGAUGCUCGAGUUGUCAGCUUGGUUUUGCUACUGCGACAGCUGCCUACCAAGGGAGUGACGUUGUAGAUGGCACUGGACAAAUAUGGCUGGAUGACAUCA